CAAUCUCCUAUUCUGCUUUCUUUCCUUUUUUUUCUCAUGAAAUGGGUCUUUUGCUGACCAUCAUCGCAGCAAUUGUAAUUACACUUAUUGUCAUAUUCCUAGUCAUAAAUUUCUGCCGUGGCUCGAACCUUCCACCAACUAUAUUCCCAAGCCUCCCAAUUAUUGGUCACCUCUAUCUCUUUGUGUCAGGAGCCCUCCAAAAGAACUUAGCCAAACUAACCUCUAAAUAUGGUCCGAUUCUUUUCCUUAAAUUCGGGGUUCAAAAUGUCCUCAUAGUCGCCGACCCUAAAAUUACCGAAGAAUGCUUCACCAAGGACAACGACGUCAGUUUCGCUAACCGUCCAAAGCUACAAUUCGCCACGAUUCUUGCAUACAACUCCACUAACACAGCUUGGGCCCCUUACGGCCCAUACUGGCUCCACCUACGAGGGAUCGAGAAAACCCAAUUUUUUUCCUCUACGCGUUUACAAGACUUAUAUGACGUACGGGCGGAUGAAGGAAUGGCUAUGAUACGUAGUAUUGUGCCAGACAGCUCUUCGCAGGUGGACUUAAGCUCGGUAUUCGCUGACUAUAUUACGAAUCUUAUCAUAAUGUGGACAGCCGGGAAAAGGUUUGGCGGGGAAGAUGCAGCGAAAGGGAAAGAGCUACAAGAUAUCGUGAAAACGACGUUUGAGCUUGGGGAUACGAAUUUGGGAGAUUAUUUGCCCUUCUUGAAAUGGCUAGGAUUUACUAAAAGUUUGGAGCAGAGGAUGUGGGAUUGUGUGAAUGAUAGAGAUACCUUCUUCAAUAAUUUGCUUGCAGAAUUCAGACAAGGGAAAGGGGUUCUAAUUGACAAGGAUAAGACCAUGCUUGGAAACUUGUUAAAGCUACAAGACAAGGAUCCCGACUACUGGCCUGAUGAAAUUCUCUCAUCCGUGUUGUUGAAUAUCAUAGCAGAUUGUAUUGACAAAUGUACCUCAACUAUGUCAUGGGCCCUUGCGUUACUGCUAAACAACCCAAGUGCUCUCAAGAAAGCACAAGAGGAGAUCGACAGCGUUGUGGGGAGCGAACGUUUUCUUGAAGAAUCGGACUUGAGUAAUUUGCCUUACCUUGGUUGUGUUUUGAAGGAGACGAUGCGAUUGUACCCUGUAGUCCCAGUACUAGUACCUCACUAUAGCUCGGAGGAAAGUGUAGUCCAAGGCUAUACCAUCCCAAAAGGAACUAUGGUGAUAGUCAAUCAAUGGGGGAUACAACAUGAUUCUAACUUGUGGCCUGACCCUGAAAGUUUUAAACCCGAAAGGUUUGAAUCAGAAAUCACACCCAAGCUGAAGUUCAUGCCAUAUAGUUCAGGAUUAAGGAUGUGUGCAGGAAGUGCAUUGGCUACCCCCUCGGUUGGGCUGGCGAUAGCCUUGGUUUUACAAUGCUUCAAUUGGGAAAGGAUUAGUGACGAAUUGGUUGAUAUGACUGAAGGUUCUGGCCUUGUAUUGAUUAAAGAAAAGCCUUUGGUAGCCAAGUGUACACCACGUCCGAUCAUGGAGAACUUAUCUCAUGCUUGAUUAAGCCCGUACGUCAUAUAUAUGACUUUAAUUAUGGGCUUUAAUGAAAUAAAACCAGAGAUCCAGCAGCUCUGGUAGUUUGUCAUAAUAUGUAUAUCAUAAAUAAGGGAAACUACGUACCUUCAUGCAUGUUGUUUUUUUUUUAUAAAAUUUUUAUCUAUUAACGUUUUGAUUAUAA
This is a messenger RNA of Erigeron canadensis, 1713 nucleotides long. RefSeq names its product cytochrome P450 81Q32-like. The record is from RefSeq and is a predicted model, not a curated record. The transcript has 2 exons. Gene Ontology annotation, molecular function: monooxygenase activity; iron ion binding; oxidoreductase activity, acting on paired donors, with incorporation or reduction of molecular oxygen. NCBI's taxonomy places the organism in Eukaryota, Viridiplantae, Streptophyta, Magnoliopsida, Asterales, Asteraceae. The coding region runs from base 42 to 1535 and encodes 497 amino acids.